AGGGGGUGCCAGGUGGCGAGAGAGGUGGCCAUGGGCGCGAGGGGCAAGACGUUGGUACCACUGCUGCUGGUGCUGGCGGUAGUGGCGGCGGACUCACCGCCAAACACUUUGCAGGUGAAAGCCGAUAAUCCCGCAUUGCAGUCCCUGGACCUGUUGUCAGGGCCCUGUGGUCACAGGAGCAUCCCUUCACGUGUAGUGGGCGGCGUUGAGGCGGAGCUCGGCCGCUGGCCAUGGCAAGGGAGCCUGCGCGUGUGGGGCACCCACUUAUGUGGGGCGUCCUUGCUCAAUCGACGCUGGGUGCUCACGGCUGCCCACUGCUUCCAAAAGGAUAACGACCCCUUUGAUUGGACAGUCCAGUUUGGUGAGCUGACUUCCAGGCCCUCUAUCUGGAACCUGCAGGCCCAUUCCAACCGUUACCAAAUAGAAGAUAUCUUUCUGAGCCCCAAGUACAUCAACUCAUACCCCUACGACAUAGCUCUGCUGAAGCUGUCGACGCCUGUCAGCUACAAUAACUACAUCCAACCCAUCUGCCUCCUGAACUCCACACAGAAGUUUGAGAACCGAUCCGACUGCUGGGUGACCGGCUGGGGGGAUAUUGGAGAGGACCAGAGCCUGCCAUCUCCCAAUAAUCUCCAGGAAGUGCAAGUAUCAAUCAUCAACAACACCAUGUGUAACCACUUGUAUAAGAUGCCGGACUUCCGCACGAACAUCUGGGGAGACAUGGUUUGCGCUGGCAACCCUUCAGGUGGCAAGGACGCCUGCUUUGGUGACUCAGGAGGACCGUUGGUCUGCGAACAGGAUGAGGUGUGGUAUCAGGUUGGAGUCGUGAGCUGGGGAAUAGGCUGUGGCCGGCCCAACCGGCCCGGAGUCUAUACCAACAUCAGUUAUCAUUACGACUGGAUCCGUUCCACCAUGAUCCACAACGGGAUGCUCAGGCCUAACCCAGCCUCACUGCUGCUGUUCCUUACUCUGCCCUGGACCCCCUCUCUGCUGAGGCCUGCCUGA
This is a messenger RNA of Meriones unguiculatus (Mongolian gerbil), 1005 nucleotides long. Its product is annotated as testisin-like. Lineage: Eukaryota; Metazoa; Chordata; Mammalia; Rodentia; Muridae. Gene Ontology annotation, molecular function: serine-type endopeptidase activity. The record is from RefSeq and is a predicted model, not a curated record. The transcript is spliced from 6 exons. Gene Ontology annotation, biological process: proteolysis. The coding region runs from base 31 to 1005 and encodes 324 amino acids.